Molecule: messenger RNA, 4425 nt
Organism: Enhydra lutris kenyoni (northern sea otter)
Lineage: Eukaryota; Metazoa; Chordata; Mammalia; Carnivora; Mustelidae
Gene: TMTC1
Product: transmembrane and tetratricopeptide repeat containing 1
Exons: 20
Coding region: 1-2841 (946 amino acids)
Biological process (GO): protein O-linked glycosylation via mannose
Molecular function (GO): protein binding; mannosyltransferase activity
Source: RefSeq, a predicted model, not a curated record
AUGGUGGUGACAGGCUCUGCCCGAGGCGGCGGCGGCAGCGGAGACCGCGCGCCCUCCCGGCGGCGGGGCUGCGGACUCGCGCCGGCCGGGGCCGCGGCGCUGCUGGCCGGGGCGAGCUGCCUAUGCUACGGCCGCUCCCUGCAGGGCGAGUUCGUGCACGACGACGUGUGGGCGAUCGUGAACAACCCCGACGUACGGCCCGGCGCCCCGCUUCGCUGGGGCAUUUUCACCAACGACUUCUGGGGCAAGGGCAUGGCCGAGAACACCAGCCACAAGUCCUACCGGCCGCUCUGCGUCCUCACCUUCAAGCUGAACAUAUUUUUGACUGGCAUGAACCCAUUCUACUUUCAUGCGGUGAAUGUGGUUUUGCACUGUCUCGUGACUCUCGUCCUGAUGUACACCUGUGACAAAGCUGUCUUCAGGAACCGGGGACUGGCUUUCGCUACAGCGUUGCUUUUUGCUGUGCACCCUGUCCACACAGAGGCGGUGGCUGGAAUUGUUGGCAGAGCUGAUGUGUUAGCAUGCCUGCUAUUUCUGUUGGCCUUUCUCUCCUACAAUAGGAGUGUGGACCAGCAUCAUGUUGGGGAAUGUUUCCCUCCCACCACUUCUCCAUUCUUCUUGCUGCUCAGUUUGUUUCUGGGGACCUGCGCGAUGCUGGUCAAAGAGACAGGCAUCACGGUGUUUGGAGUGUGCUUGGUUUACGAUCUCUUUUCCCUGUCCCAUAAGCAAGAGAAAUUAAGCAAUGGGGUCAUCCAUCAGCGCAGCCCACAGCAGCCUGCGAGCCCUCAGCCCUCCUCGCUGCCUGUGCACCCUCACCGGGAGAAUGGGAAGCAACAGCGAUUUCCUCACCGAGGAGCUUGGGGUGGCUGCCACUCCCCAUCGCUGCCAGAACCCAAGAGCAGUGGAUUCCCAGUGUCUCCUCGAGCCGUGUGGUCCAUGAUGAGGUAUCUGACAGCAAGGAGCAAUAGGCAUUUCCUGCUUACCAUGAGGCCAUUCUUAAAAAGGGCCACUUUGGUCAUAAGUUACGUGAUUGUCAUUUUGUACUUCCGUCUGUGGAUUAUGGGAGGAUCUAUGCCCCUCUUUUCAGAGCAGGAUAAUCCAGCUUCAUUUUCGCCUUACAUACUUACGAGGUUCCUUACCUAUUCCUACCUCUUGGCCUUCAACGUGUGGCUUCUGCUUGCACCCAUUACCCUGUGCUAUGACUGGCAGGUCGGCAGUAUUCCUCUGGUAGAGACCAUAUGGGACGUGCGGAACUUAGCCACCAUCCUUCUGGCAGUUGUCAUGACCUUACUGAGCCUUCAUUGUUUAGCAGCCUUCAAGAGACUGGAGCACAAGGAAGUUUUAGUGGGCUUGUUGUUCCUGGUUUUCCCGUUCAUUCCAGCCAGCAAUCUCUUCUUCAGGGUGGGUUUUGUGGUGGCCGAGAGAGUCCUUUACAUGCCUAGCAUGGGCUACUGCAUCCUUUUUGUGCACGGAUUGAGGAAGCUCUGCGCAGGGCUGAAUCGUUGGGGGGCCACCACCCUGACCGUGUGUACUGCGCUUUUGCUGCUGCUUUUCUCCUGGAAAACUGUGAAGCAGAAUGAAAUUUGGCUGUCAAGAGAGUCCCUGUUCAGGUCUGGAGUUCAGACUCUGCCUCACAAUGCCAAGGUUCACUACAACUAUGCCAAUUUCCUGAAGGACCAGGGUCGGAACCGGGAAGCCAUCUACCACUACAGAACAGCCCUCAGGUUGUAUCCUCGCCACGCAAGUGCCCUGAACAACCUUGGAACACUGACGAGAGACACAGCAGAGGCAAAGAUGUACUAUCAGAGGGCUCUCCAGCUAAAUCCGCAGCACAACCGGGCUCUUUUCAAUCUCGGGAAUCUCCUUAAGUCCCAGGAGAAAAAAGAAGAGGCUAUCACCUUGCUGAAGGACUCCAUUAAAUACGGUCCCGAGUUUGCAGAUGCGUAUUCUAGCUUAGCUUCAUUGUUGGCCGAGCAGGAGAGAUUUAAGGAGGCUGAGGAGAUAUACCUGGCUGGAAUAAAGAGCUGUCCAGACAGCUCAGACUUACACAACAACUAUGGGGUUUUCUUAGUUGAUACUGGCUCUCCAGAGAAGGCAGUGGCCCAUUACCAACAGGCCAUCACACUCAGCCCAAGUCAUCACGUGGCCAUGGUGAAUCUGGGGAGGCUCUACAGGUCCUUGGGAGACAACAGUGCCGCUGAAGAAUGGUACAAACGGGCCCUACAGGUGGCACACAAAGCAGAGCUAUUAUCACCUUUGGGAGCGCUGUAUUAUAACACGGGCCGGUAUGACGAGGCUCUGCAGAUUUACCGGGAAGCCGCGGCACUAGAACCUUCUCAAAGGGAGCUCCGCCUAGCCCUGGCUCAGGUUUUGGCUGUGAUGGGUCAGACAAAAGAGGCUGAGAAGAUGACCAACCACAUUGUGUCAGAAGAGACCGGAUGCCUUGAAUGCUACCGCCUGUUGUCAGCAAUCUACAGCAAGCAGGAGCUCCACGAAAAGGCACUCGAUGCUAUCGACAAGGCUCUCCAGCUGAAACCAAAGGACCCAAAAGUCGUAUCUGAACUUUUUUUCACAAAAGGAAACCAACUAAGAGAGCAGAAUCUUCUGGAUAAAGCUUUCGAGAGCUAUAAAGCUGCCGUGGAGCUAAAUCCAGAUCAAGCACAGGCCUGGAUGAACAUGGGUGGAAUCCAACACAUCAAGGGAAACUAUGUGUCCGCAAGAGCUUAUUACAAGAGAGCCUUACAGCUGGUUCCAGACAGCAAACUGCUGCAGGAAAAUCUUGCCAAGUUGGAUCGCCUAGAGAAACGAUUACAAGAAGUUCGAGAAAAGGAUCAGACGUAGCCGUGUUUGGCCCAGUCUUGAGGGACAGUGCUGGUGCUUCUGGAAGAGGAAGAAGUGUUGGAGGCCUUCACCUCAGCAGGGGCACAACAGAGAAGCUUUCCGCUCGCUCUGAGUUUGGGGAGGCACGUUUUGGGAUGCCAGCUGGUAACCCUGUGCUAAGGGACUUGCAUUUCCACGGAAGAAGACAGUAAGCAAGGGCUCCAUCUGAGAGGAAGUAAAACAACUACUACACGUUUUGCAGAUUUUUGUUGGCUUUAAUUCCAGAUUUCCCUUCAUCUGUUUCUCUGCUUUUCCAACCUAAGAAUCUAAUUCCAUCUCAGUGUAGACUUUUAUGUCCCAUAUACAGAGGCUUAAAUUCUCUGACGGCAGAGCAGCUCUUCCUUGUGAGAUGAGAUAUGUCAUAGAGGAGAAAAUCUCUGGGAUAAACCAUCUGGGUAAUUCCACCAAGAGGUAGCUCAUUUAGUUCUCCAAAACUAGAAAUGAGUAUCUAAUAGUUUUUGUAGAAUCUUCUGGAAUAUUUGGGAGAAAGGGUGUGGUUAAGUGAGCUUUGUCUAAUAUCCCCCUGAGGAUAUUGCUAGAGCCCAGUUGAAGAGUGAAUUAAAUUCCACUCGGAUGCAAGCUUUUCCUAUUGCCCGAUACAACAAAAAGGAGGCUUCUGGAAUUGUGUAUGGGUAUUCUCAUCCCUGGGGGAAUAUCAAGGAUCUUGGUUCCUCUAAUUUCUUUAUGGAAAUGUUUAAGAUUAUUUUAAUUUUAUUACAAGUAUUACUAGAGUAGUGAUUCUGCUCUAAGAUUUCAGAAGUGCUUUUAGAAUCAUAAAUGUUUCUGACUCCACAUACAUUGUUAUUUUGGUGGAGAAAAAAAUAGUAUAUUCUACAUGAGAAAUAUUAAAGAUAUUAACUAAGAGAAAUGCUCUACUUUAUUAUCUUAACAUUCAGUCAUCCAGAGAUUUAUUAUUUUUUUGAAAACUAUAUUUAAUCACUGAAAAUGCUAUACAAUAUAUCACAAAAAUCUUCAUAGACUAUGAAGAGGAUGGAAGAGAAGCUCUAUUGAUUUGUCUACUGAAAUUUAAUGAGAAUUCUGCUUUAGAACAUGAGUGAUGGAAAUCCAGAGUUCUUGGUUCUGUAAUUAUAAUAUUGGAGAGUUCUUGGCGAAUGCUCAAAAAAUUUAGGGGAGAAAAAAGUCUAAAUUCAUAAUUAUAAAAAUACAUAUUUAUAUUUAAAAGACAGGCCAGCAAAGUGGAACUUAACAAUUUGACAUUUGUUUUUAGUGUUAUUUAUUUUGUAACUUAUAAAAUAUUUAAUAUAUAUAUAUAUAUAUAUACACACACACACGCAAAUUUUUUUCUCUGUACAUAGUGGUUUUAAUAGCAGCUUUCAGAACUGAUCAUACAGAAAUCACAAAUCUGAAUUACAAUGUAAAGUUUGAACAGCCCCUCAAAAAAAUUUGUAUUGAUGAUUCACUUGCCAAAGCUAAAGAAAUUAGGAAGUGGAGUUCAGUGUUUGGGUGGUAAUAUAUUUUGAAAGUGAAGAAGUUGGAACACCUGAUUCUAAUUUGGUCAUCAUCAUAAAUUAAAAAAAAAAAAAA